Molecule: messenger RNA, 1347 nt
Organism: Trypanosoma theileri
Lineage: Eukaryota; Euglenozoa; Kinetoplastea; Trypanosomatida; Trypanosomatidae
Exons: 1
Coding region: 1-1347 (448 amino acids)
Source: RefSeq, a predicted model, not a curated record
AUGACAACGAUGUUCGUCCAACUGCGUGGUGUGGUGUACCUAUUGGUACUUCUGCACUUCUGCGUGUGCGUGGUUCGUGCGGAAGCAGAGACCAGCGACGAGGCAGAAGCCAAGAUAGCGAAAAACGUUUUGCAAAGGACAGUGGAUAAUGCGUACGAAGUGCUUGCGCAGGGGAAGAGUUGUUUGACGUUGUUGGAGAGUGAAAUAAAGUACUGCAAUGAGAGUGUUAUGGAAGCCAAGAAAGCUGUCAGGGAUACCAAUGGGGUUGAUGAACUGAUUAGUCAAAAAAAAGAGAAUGCAGGCAGUGAUAAAGUUGUUGAACUGCUUAAGAGGGUCAGAUCAACAAAGGAAACGGCGAAUGUGGCAAUGGAGGCGGCAAUAGUGGCGGUUGGACGGUUAACGGCCGCGAGGACGGCCUGUCACGUAUCAUAUGAUAACAUGGAUUACGUCGCAAAGAAACUCGAACAAGAUGUGGGGGGACUCAGGAGUUUUAUGAUGGGUCCGGAUGGUGUGAGACAUAAUAACACGGAAUGCGAACGACUCGUAAAGAACGGUGUUGAACUAUGGGAGAAAAUACAAACUAUCAAGGAUGAGGUUUUCCAGAAAAAGUGGGACGGCGAUACGAUGAAGUCGGAAGGGGUUGGUGUACUGAAGAAGGCGAUAACGGCAUUGAAAAAUGUGAAAACGAAACUUGGGGAUUUGGAGGAGAGGCUAAAUACAGUGGGCUCAGGCAGCACGGCGAGUGGAGAAACGGUCCGUAAAGAAAAAGAAGAGGUCGGGAAAGUAGCGUACGAAGGUGGGGUGAAAUUAACAAAGGUUGCGUCAGUUCCGAGGACGUUUGCAGUUGGUGGAGUUAUAAAACGGGAGGAAAUAGUGGAUGAAAGCAGCGCCCCGCAGGAAAAAGAAAAAAUAAAGAAAGAGGCAGAGAAACUUAAGGACGAUAUCGUUAUGGAUGUGAGGGAUGAACUACAGAAGAGAGAGGAAGAGGAAAGGCAUCGUAUUGCGGAGGCGAUCCAGGCCGAGGAGAAUGAGGAAAGGGAAAGGGAGAAGAAGGCCACGGAAGAAAAAAAGAAGAUAGAAGAACAGCAGAAAAAAACUGAAGAGGAGAAAAAGAAAAAGAUUGAGGGGCAGCGAAAGGCUGAGGAGGACGAGAAGAAGAAGAUUAAGGAGCAGAAAGAGGUCGAGGAGGAGGAGGAGGAGAGGAAGAUUGAGGAGCAACAAAAAAAGGCAGAGGAAGAGAAGGCGAAACUGACAAAGGGCGAUGGAGCUUUCACUCCGGCAUUGUUGCGUGAACCUUUGGUGCCUUUCGCUGUGAUGUGUGUGCUGGGAUGCACUCUCGUGUGUUGA